This is a messenger RNA of Solanum lycopersicum (tomato), 1900 nucleotides long. Its product is annotated as protein RMD5 homolog. Gene Ontology annotation, molecular function: protein binding; ubiquitin protein ligase activity. The record is from RefSeq and is a predicted model, not a curated record. Gene Ontology annotation, biological process: proteasome-mediated ubiquitin-dependent protein catabolic process. NCBI's taxonomy places the organism in Eukaryota, Viridiplantae, Streptophyta, Magnoliopsida, Solanales, Solanaceae. Gene Ontology annotation, cellular component: cytoplasm; nucleus; GID complex.
AAGGAUGAUACUCGAGCCGUGGGUUCGAUUCUUGACACCCUCAACAACUUCCGCAGCAUUUUCUUAACCAAAUAAAACACAGCAGCCACGGAGGAAACCCUACCCCAUCUUCUCGUCUCUUCCACAAUCUUCACCUGCAAACCAUCCUUCCCUCAUCCGCUUCAUCGUCCUCCUUGCUCCAUCACCCGCUCGAAAUCCUGCAUGUUGUUAAGUGUUCGAUUCAAAAUCUUAAUCUAGCUUUCUGAGGAUUGUUGGAACUUUCUAGACGUUGACUGUUGGGAUCAUCUUCAGGUUUGAAGAUCCGGCUAUCGGGCACAAGCGCACACAAUCAAGUCUGGUGGGGAUUGACAAUUUUACACCGAGAAAUUCUAGCAGGAAUUCAAGAAAUUAGAAAAUGGAGCUGAGUACCAUUAAAGAUGCCUUUGAUCGUGUCACAAAGAAGCAAAAGGUUGCAUCAUCAAAGUCUCAAGAAGUGAUAGAGCAGAUCGGUCAUGAAAUAGAGCAAGCACUGUUGAGAAUACAGUCAGCUAAUGAUACUGCUUCUUUGAGUGAACACAAAGUGAUUCUUAGUGAACUUAAAGCCAAGUUGAAGGAAGUUGCUCCACUCAGUCAGAUGGAAGGAACACAAAAAGAACUAAAUGUUGCACUAAGCAAGUACCCAAAGCUCCUUGAGAAGUCACUCAAUCCUGAUAUAUCAAAGGCUUACAGGAAUGUUGGUUCUGAUAUCCAUACUGUUAACCAGAUAAUUGCCAGCCAUUUCUACCGGGAAGGCCACUUUGAUCUUGGUGAUUGUUUCGUGAAUGAGGCCAGAGAAUCUGAAGCUGCAGGCCAAAAAACUCCUUUUCUGCAAAUGUAUCAAAUACUUGAAGCCAUGAGGUGUAGGAACCUGGAGCCAGCUCUGAGUUGGGCCACCACGAAUAGUGAGAAACUUAAGCUGACUGGAUCUGAUAUUGAAAUGAAGUUACACAGGCAGCAGUUUGUAGAAAUUCUGCAAAACAGAGGUAGAGAUGGAGCUUUGAAUUAUGCUAGAACUUUCUUUCCACCUUUUGCCACCAAAUAUUUGGCAGAGAUCCAGAGGCUCAUGGCCUGUCUAUUGUGGGCUGAGAAACUGGAGUCCUCACCUUACUCAGAUUUACUAUCACCUCUCCACUGGGAUAAAUUGGCUGAAGAGCUUGCUCGGCAGUUCUGCAAUCUUAUGGGUCAAUCCUAUGAGAGUCCGUUGAGUGUGACCAUUGCGGCAGGCGUCCAGGGAUUGCCAACCCUUCUGAAACUGAUGAAUGUGAUGACUGGGAAAAAACAGGAAUGGCAAUCCAUGAAACAGUUACCCGUGCCGGUGGACUUGGACAGAGAAUUUCAGUUCCACUCUAUCUUUGUCUGUCCAGUGAGUCGGGAUCAGGCAUCUGAGGAGAACCCCCCUAUGCUGAUGUCUUGUGGGCAUGUUCUAUGCAAGCAAUCUAUUACCAAACUGUCAAAGAAUAACAACACACGGCCUUUCAAGUGUCCUUACUGCCCCACGGAGGUUGAGGUCGGUCAGUGUAGACAAUUGUUCUUCUAAUCAGCUUUUGUAUUAAAAAAUCUUCUUGCUACCCCCCCGCCCCCUCCCCCCUCCUCUUUAUCUCUGUGCUCUUUGAACUCAAUUCCCGUUCGUUCGUUACAUGGUUGAUGGUGCCUCUGACCAUAGCGUUAAUUGUGCUUAAGCUGCUCUAUUCUAUGUACCAUGGUAAAUUGGAUGUAAAUAGGAAUUCUUUACCAUUUCAUGCAAAUAAGCUGCCUUAAGUCUUUCAGUUCAUAUACCUUAGGUCAGCGAAUGUGAUAUGAACUCAAAGGAAUGCCUGUGAUAGUUCCAAAUGUUGUUAAACAAAUCCAGCAAUGUGUUGAUGAUUGAUUGGAUUGAGCAACA